AUGGGCUUGGGCCAUUCCUUUGCCAGCGCUAUAGCGCUGGUCGCUCUGCACUCCCUCGGCGCGCUCGCCGUCAGCGCCCCGCACUGCGUCGGCGCCAACUCGCAGGUGUGCUUCACCUGGGGCGUGCCGUCGGCCGCGAUCCAGUCGGGCACGGGCAACGUCUACUUCCAGCUGCGGGCGCCGGCGACGUACGCGUGGGCGGGCCUCGGCAUCGGCAGCCGGAUGAGCGGCGCGCAAAUCUUCCUCAUGUACAAGGACGGCACCGGCAACGUCACGCUCAGCACGCGCACCGGCACCGGCCACGUCAUGCCGCAGCACACGCAGCGCCCCGCCGUGGCCCUGCUCGCCGGCUCCGGCGUCGUCGACGGCCAAAUGAUCGCCAACGUCCGCUGCGCCGACUGCGCCCCGAGCGCCAGCCUGUCCGCCGCCAGCGGCUGGCUGUCGGCGUGGAAGGCCACCGGCGCCCUCAGCUCCCAGGACGUCGCUGCCCGCAUCGACUACCACGACGACCACGCCGUCUUCCAGAUCGACCUCGGACAGGCCGCCCUCGCCGAGGAUGAGAACCCGUUUGUGGCCAGUAGCGGUGGGAGUGGCGGCAGCUCCGGCGGCGGUACCAACGACGGGACUGGAAACGACGGGACUGGAAGCGGCGGGACUGGAAGCGGCGGGACUGGAAGCGGCGGCAGCAUCGUCUCCCCAGGCGGCGGCGGCUCCGGCUCUGGCGUAUCCCCCGCGCUUCGCUAUGGUCACGGGGUCCUGAUGAUGAUUGUCUGGGUCAUCUUGUACCCUGCCGGCGCUCUUCUGAUGCCCCUCCUCGGCAAGUGGAUAUUCCAUGCCGCGUUCCAGACUAUUGCCUUCCUGGCCAUGUGGGCAGGCCUUGGGCUGGGUUAUGUCAUGGCCGAUCAACUCGGCAUUUUCUGGCAAAACACGCACACUCGUCUCGGAAUCAUUGUCUGCGCCUUGAUGUUCCUGCAGCCCAUCCUAGGCGCCCUGCAUCAUCGGAGCUUCAAGAGCGCCGGACGCCGCGGCCCGCUGAGCCACAUUCACGUGUGGUACGGCCGCGCCCUCAUGAUCCUGGGCAUCAUCAACGGCGGCCUGGGCCUGCAGCUGGCCAACGCGGGCAUGCCUUUCCGUACCGCGUACAUUGUGCUCUCCGCCGUCAUUGCCGGAUCCUAUUUCCUGGCCAUCCCCUGGUUAGAGCUGAGAAAGGCCAAAUCGGCCAGGAAUCAGCCCAUAGGCAGCCCUUCACGAAAGGGCCUGGCUAGGAGUGCGGCCUCUGACGAGACUUCAAGUCGCCUCCGCCUCAGGCAGAAACUUGGAAACCAGCCACGGGCUAAGCCGGGGGAGAAGAGACCCAGCCAAGGUCGACAUCACGAUUUUCACAAAACCCUCAGUCCAUCCUGCCAAUCUCGGGUUUUCCCAUUGAGCAACGCCAACCCAUCCAAAAUGCUCAGCCAAAUCUCUCGGGUCGCUCGCGCCCGCUCCGUCAUUGCCACCGUCUCGCGAUCGGUACAGACAAGGACCUUUAUUGCUCCUACCGUCUCUCGCAGAGCCGACUUUGUCCAGGAGCUGUACCUCAAGGAGCUCAAGGCCUACAAGACGCCCGCCGUCAAGGAGAACGACUCGGUCGGCCAGGUCCAGACAUUUUCCGAGCCCAAGACGCCCAAGUCCCCCGAGGAGGCCGACCUCGCCAGCAGCCUGCAAGAGUACGAGAGCAUGGCCGUCGAGAUUGAGGGCCAGGACGCCGCGCAGCAGUCUGGCACCCCCGCCGUCCUGCCCGACUGGCUCGAGGCCGAGACCGAGGAGGCUCCCAAGCACUAA
Molecule: messenger RNA, 1821 nt
Organism: Cordyceps militaris CM01
Lineage: Eukaryota; Fungi; Ascomycota; Sordariomycetes; Hypocreales; Cordycipitaceae
Product: cellobiose dehydrogenase
Exons: 6
Coding region: 1-1821 (606 amino acids)
Biological process (GO): proton motive force-driven ATP synthesis
Source: RefSeq, a predicted model, not a curated record